Messenger RNA from Dentiscutata heterogama, 122 nucleotides. The record is from the annotation of a GenBank genome assembly. NCBI's taxonomy places the organism in Eukaryota, Fungi, Glomeromycota, Glomeromycetes, Diversisporales, Gigasporaceae.
CUACCAAAAUUUCUGAAAAAAAUCUAUUAGGUGGUGGAUUAAAAACUUAUAUUGAUACUAGAUGGACAACAGUUUAUGAAAUGCUAAAAUCAGUUUAUCAAUUAGAAACAUGUUUAAAAGAG